CUUCUGAACAUCUCCAUCUCUCUCUCUCUCUUCAAACUUGGUCCUCUCUCUCUCUGACUUAUCACCAAAUUAGUCCACCACGCAAUCCACCUCUCUGUCAGCAGCAGCGUGCCUCUUUCUUCAAUCCAUAGUUUUCCUUUUGUUUUUGUUUUUGUUUCCUUGCCUAGGGUUUCUCCCAAUUAAUUGUCCUGGGCGGAUGGAUUGGAGCAACGUCACUGCUGAGGAUCUGGUGGAGGCGCUUCGAGAAGUCGACUGGUCCUCCCCGCCGCGUCCAUUCUCCGACUUCUUCUCCCGAUUCACUCUUCCGCGCUCUUAUGCCAAAUGGAACAGUCGCCUCAAAUGCAACCUCUACUAUUACCGGACCAAUUAUUUCAUCAUGAUUGUUUUCAUUCUUGGGUUGGGGUUUCUUAGGAGGCCGCUAGCAAUUGUUGCAGCUUUGAUGGCAGCUCUGAGCAUUGCUUUCCUAAAUGAUAGCUUUGCAGGCACUUUUAAUGAGAAAGUCACAAGAACUGUUCGUCAAUUUUCACCACAUCUAGCUGCCAAAAUGAGACCUCCCCUUACGCCUGUUAUUCGUGGGCGCCCAUCUUCUAGACGAUCCAUACAUAUAUGUGGAUGGCCACGCUGGAUAUUUUCCUUGGCAUUUUCCAUAGUGAGCUGCAUCCUUUGGUUCAUCUCUUGUGGCAUUGUUACUGUCUUGUGGGCGUUAACUGUCGGUCUACUUGCCACCCUCAUUCAUGCUAGCUUUAGAACGCCAAACCUGAAAGCUCGGCUGAAUACAUUCCGUGAAGAAUUCCGCGCAGUUUGGCGCAAUUAUAGUGAGCUGUAGCUUGUGGUAGCUGAGCACAUGUCAGUUUCUUUACCCUGAGAAUGCUUCCCAUUCUCCUUGUGGGAUUGGUGUGCUUAUGAAGAUGGGGUGUUAUGUUCUCUGGCUCAUUUCUGCGUGGCUGUCAAUUCUCAUGGAGCAUGUUCUGCAAAGAUUACAGAUAGAACAUUGUAAAGCUGUUGGAUUCCAUAUGAUUCAGUAUUGAGAAAUCUUUGGAAUUUAUAUUCAAAGAUUUCUUGUUGUGUUGUAUAGAAGUCCACCUCUUAUCAGUGUAGUGCCGUGUAUAAAGUAAUAGCAACUUUGACCUAAAUUGUGUUAGAAACAUGUAUUUUUGGGAUGUUUUUUGUGGUGUUUUAUUGCUUA
This is a messenger RNA of Salvia hispanica, 1186 nucleotides long. RefSeq names its product PRA1 family protein A1-like. Gene Ontology annotation, cellular component: membrane. Lineage: Eukaryota; Viridiplantae; Streptophyta; Magnoliopsida; Lamiales; Lamiaceae. The record is from RefSeq and is a predicted model, not a curated record.